This is a messenger RNA of Rotaria sp. Silwood2, 858 nucleotides long. Lineage: Eukaryota; Metazoa; Rotifera; Eurotatoria; Philodinida; Philodinidae. The record is from the annotation of a GenBank genome assembly.
AUGAGCGGUGAUAUCACUGGAGAAAUUAAUUACUUUAGUCAUACGACAGAUGGUUCUCCUCCAUGGACGGAUGCAAAUCCUAAAUUGGGCUAUAACAUCACAAAUCAUGCACUAGCACCAACUCGCGUUACCAUUCAUGAUUUGCGCGGUAGAGAGAAUACUGUCGAUCUCGACACUAAUGGUUUUGAAAUACUCAAACAUGAUGGCCUCAUAAAUGAAGUAUUUAAUGACAAUAGUGAAAUGCAACAAUGUUUCUAUGAAGAGAUUGCUACUGUGCUCAAAAAACGUCUGAAUGCUUCUCGUGUAAUCAUCUUCAACCAUAUAACUCGUUUUCGUGGACCAUACCUUCCGGCCGAUCAGUGUGAUGGGACUCACAAGAAUCCUAUCUUUACUCCGCACGUCGAUCAUGAUCCGCCUGCAGCUCGCUUCAAAGUGAAACGAAUACUUGGUGAAGAAGAAGCUAACAGAGUGAUGCAAAAUCGUUUUCAAAUUAUUAAUAUUUGGCGACCAUUGGGUCCCAAUCCUAUCGUUAAUGCUCCUUUGACCAUCUGUGAUUAUCGUUCGUUAGAUCCUCACAACGAUGUUCAUGCAGGAGUUGUUUACAGAUCAGCGAAUGAUGUUACUAUUUCGAAUUACUCGAUCUCGCGCAACAGUCCAGAUGCUCACAAGUGGUACUAUUUGAGCCAGAUGCGAUCAGAUGAAAUGUUUGUCUUCAAAAUAUUUGAUAGCAAGUCCGACGUUGCUCAAUUUGCUCCUCAUACAGGUUUCAAGAACGAAAAUGUACCUUCAAUGAAUGUUGAACAAAUUAGUAUUGAAUUGCGUGCUCUUGUCCUUUAUGAUCUAAACAGUUCAUUUUGA